UGAAAUUUUCGCAUUCUAUAAAGAACCGCUAAAAUUGAAUACGACAUUUCACGCUCUCAGUAUUCAUGAAGCUUUUCUUGAAACGCCAUUACACCUCUCUUGCUCACUGUCGGCACCUACUUUCCAUACCAUCGCAAAUUAUUCAGUUGUGUAGAUGUGGCUUCGUUUAUGAUGCCAUUGGAAUCCUCAAUUCCAUAAACUCCCAAAACAAAAUCACCUCAAAGCCAAUCCUAUACGCCACAAUUAUUCAAGCAUGCACCAAAGCGCAUUCAUUUACCAUCGGCCUCCAGCUUCACUGCUAUAUGCUCAAAUCUGGCCUAGAAACCGACCGUUUUGUGGGUAAUAGCCUUCUUUCUCUUUACUUCAAACUGUGCCCCAACUUUUCCGACGCCAGAAAUUUUUUUGAUGGUUUGUAUUAUAAGGAUGUUGUGUCUUGGACCUCGAUUAUCUCGGGAUACAUUCGCGUGGGAAAACCCAGAGAUUCGAUUGUGCUGUAUUUGGAUAUGCUUGAUUUUGGCAUUGAGCCUAAUGCGUUCACUUUAUCUGCCGUGAUCAGGGCGUCUGCGGAGCUCAGGGAGUUGCACAUGGGGAGAUGUUUACAUGCUGUUGUAAUUAAAUUUGGUUUUGGAUUUAACAAUGUGAUUAUCAGCGCCUUGAUUGAUAUGUAUGGGAGGAAUAACGAGCCCGGUGAUUCACUUAAGUUGUUCGAUGAAAUGCUCGAACCAGACUUUAUUUGUUGGACUUCAGUGAUUUCUGCGCUGACGAGGAGUGAUUUAUAUGCUGAGGCUUUGCAAUUGUUUUAUUUUAUGCACAGGCAUAAUGGGUUUUCACCGGAUGGGUAUACAUUUGGUAGUGUUUUGACUGCUUUGGGGAAUUUAGGUAGGUUAAAGCAAGGUAAAGAACUUCAUGCUAAGGCCAUUACAAUUGGGUUCUGUAAGGACAAUAUUUUCGUUGAGAGUAGUUUAGUGGAUAUGUAUGCUAAAUGUGGGCUAGUGGAUGAGUCCCGGAGUGUGUUUGAUCAAAUGGAGAAGAAGAAUUCAGUUUCAUGGUGUGCAUUGCUCGGGGGAUAUUGUCAAAAGGGCGCAUUUGAAACCGUUGUUCGGCUUUUCAGAAUGAUGGAGGUUGAUCUUUAUAGUUUUGGUACAGUUCUACGUGCCUGUGCUGGUUUGUCAGUUGUGAAGCUUGGAAAGGAGGUACAUUGCCAGUAUCUGAAGAGAGGUGGUUGGAACGAUGUUGUAGUUGAAUCAGCCUUAGUUUAUUUGUAUGCGAAAUGUGGCUCCGUGGACUUUGCAUAUAGGAUUUUUAAGAAGAUGCCUAUUAGAAAUUCUAUUACUUGGAACUCGAUGAUUUCGGGAUUUGCUCAAAACGGUAGGGGUGAAGAAGCGGUGAGGAUAUUCAACGAAAUGAUUCAAGAAGGUGUCAGGCCCAAUUAUAUAAGCUUCAUAGGCGUGCUUUUUGCUUGUAGCCAUAAUGGUUUGGUUGAUGAAGGUCGCAAGUACUUCAUCUCAAUGAGUAUGGAUUAUGGGAUUGAAGCUGGAAUUGAGCAUCAUAGUUGCAUGGUUGAUCUCCUUGGCCGGGCUGGCGAGAUAGAAGAAGCUGAAGAUUUAAUUAAAAAUUCGCAAUUUAGUAACGACUCAUCUCUUUGGGCUGCUCUGCUCGGUGCUUGUACAACAAGUACAAAUACUACUGUUGCAGAACGCAUUGCUAAGAAAAUGAUGGAAUUGAGACCUGAUUAUCAUUUGAGCUACGUACUUCUAGCUAAUGUUUACAGAGCAGUUGGACGGUGGAAUGAUGCUCAAAAAAUUUGGAACAGGAUGCAGAAGAAAGGGGUCACAAAAACACCUGGAAGGAGUUGGAUUGAAAAUAAUAGCAGCUCAAGUGUCUCAUUUUUGGUGAAUUCUAACAUUCCUGGAGAAAUGUACAAUGAUGAGAAAACCCUUUCUUUUAAUUAAAUUACUUUGUUGUUUAUUGCUGAUGUGGGCGUUCCUGGGGAUGGAGAGUGGGUGAUCUCGGUGAAGUGGUGUUAGAUCAACUACUAGAGGAUUAUUUUAGAGAAAUUUUCAAUAGUACCCAGCCCUCAGAAGUGCAGUUGGAAGCAGGUUCAACGGGGGUGACAUCAAUUCUCACCCCUGAGGAGGAGGUAGAUAUGGAUAGGGACAUCGACCGGCGGAAGUGGAGGAAGCCAUUAAAGAAUUGGGACCUUUUAAAGCCCCAAGGCCGGACUGGGUUUCAUGCGGUUUUGUAUUAUCAACACUGGGAUAUGUUGGAUUCGACAGUCACACAAGCGUUUGGAAGUUUUUGAAUCAUGGCAGAUCACUGCAGUCAAUAAACGGCACUAUUAGUUCUCAUUCCGAAAAACCUACCACAGAAGCAGUUUCUGACUUGAGACUGAUCAAUCUUUGUACCGUUGUUUACAAAUCGAUUUUAUAGCAAAUUGGAUCAAGUGAGGUCUACCCUCAAUCAUCUCUGAGCACUAGAGUCCCUCUGUACAAGGGAGACCGAUUACUGAUAAUGCCAUUGUUACUUUUGAAUGUCUCCAUUUUAUGAGUUGGAAUCUAAUGGCCGCGAGUUUUUGCCCUAAAACUAGGCUUAUAACCGAGUUGAGUGAUUUCUUAAUCAAAAUCAUAGAGAAGAUGGGAUUCUUGCAGAAAUGGUAGAAACUUUUCUACAAUUGGGCCCAAGUAGCCGGGUGGCACGACCUUGAACUCUUUAACAAAGCCUUGGUGGCCAAGCAGGCUUGGCGGUUGUUACAACACUGUGAUUCUUUGGCGGUUUUGAAAGGGAACUAGGAAAGUAUUACCUCGGGGAUUACUUUAUGAAUCGUUCAGCUAGGGGGUGACUCAACUGUGUAGAGUAUUCUUUGGGGUUGAGGGCUAAUUCAGUAGGGGCUACGAUAGUGAGGGUGGUGGACCAUCGAUUCAUAUAUGAUCGGACCCUUGGUUGCCAAGGCCUACAUCCUUCUCACAACAAUGGGGAAGUCACCAUGGUCAGUGAUCUCGGCAAUAUUUUGUCGGAAAAUAUGCUAUAUAGCACAACUAGUGUUAUAACAUCAAUCCAGGUGACUGCAAGUGAUGGGACAUUUAAAUGUUAUUCGUUUUUCUCAGUAUUUAGCACUAGUAGUGCUAAAGAGUGUUACUCUUUAAAAUAGUAACAUUAGCCAUUUGUGUGAUUUUCAUCCCAGUGUCACACAUUUUUUGGUUUUAUUCAAAAUAUAAUAUUGUCCUAAUGUAAUGUACAAUUUAUAUCCAAUGCUACUAAACUAACCA
Molecule: messenger RNA, 3266 nt
Organism: Olea europaea var. sylvestris
Lineage: Eukaryota; Viridiplantae; Streptophyta; Magnoliopsida; Lamiales; Oleaceae
Product: pentatricopeptide repeat-containing protein At1g03540
Exons: 1
Coding region: 66-1952 (628 amino acids)
Biological process (GO): RNA modification
Molecular function (GO): RNA binding; protein binding
Source: RefSeq, a predicted model, not a curated record